Messenger RNA from Leishmania mexicana MHOM/GT/2001/U1103, 684 nucleotides. RefSeq lists its product as hypothetical. NCBI's taxonomy places the organism in Eukaryota, Euglenozoa, Kinetoplastea, Trypanosomatida, Trypanosomatidae. The record is from RefSeq and is a predicted model, not a curated record. The transcript has a single exon. The coding region runs from base 1 to 684 and encodes 227 amino acids.
AUGGAGCCCUAUGCAUCGCCGGCGGCGGUGCCGCCGUCUCAUGUCGUGUAUGAUGCACUGAGCAAGGCGCAGAAGGCGGCACCGCAACUGAAGCCGAUCCCCGCCUUUGAGGUGUAUAAGGUAGCGCGGGAAGAGGAGCUGGCCGCCUACCGUAUGCUGUGUCGCGUACUUUUCAUGCAUCACGGCACUCCACUUCCCAAGGCGCAGCAGCGCAUCCUCGAUGACAUGGGCGAGGAGCUGUGUAUUGGGCAAACACGGCAGGGACUGGAGAAAGAAAUGGCAGAGCAGGAUAAAGUGCUGCAAGGCAUUCGUAAAUCUGGUGUGCUGGGGCGCCGCGGCGACUUCACCGAUGGUGUGGAAGAGAUGACUUUGGAAGACUACCUCGCCGAGGCGCCGAAGGACGACGGCAACGGUCUCUACAUGCCCACCUCCAAGGCGCAUCGCGCUGAUAGGGCAGACUCCGGUCCCACACGAGCAACAGUCAUCGCUGCCGCCGCCGGUUUAGGCGCCAAGCGCAAAGGAAACGUGCACGCCGCUGUGUCGAAGCUGGCGAAGGAGAUCGAGACUGCGGGCAAGAGCCUGCUGUAUGCGGGCAGCGCCCAGGAAGAGCAGCAGCUUAUCCAAGUCCUGCAGCAGAAACGCGAGUUGCUGGUGGCACUGAGAGAGGAGCUGACAGAGGCGUAG